AUGUGUGGGAUAUUGGGUAUUGUAUUAGCCAACAAACAAGUCAAUGUUGCGCCAGAAUUAUUUGAAGGUGCCAUGUUUCUUCAGCAUCGUGGACAAGAUGCCGCAGGUAUAGUUACUCUGGGUAAUAAAGGAAGAUUGUACCAGUGUAAAGGAAAUGGUAUGGCCAGAGAUGUGUUUACACAGAAAAGGAUGCUGAAUUUAGUUGGAAAUAUGGGUAUUUGCCAUUUGCGUUAUCCUACUGCGGGGUCGAGUGCCAGUUCCGAAGCACAACCGUUUUAUGUCAACAGUCCCUAUGGUAUAUCAUUGAGUCACAAUGGUAAUUUGGUUAAUUCCAGCGAGUUGAGGAACUAUUUGGACGAGGAGGUUCAUCGUCACAUCAACACCGAUUCUGAUUCUGAACUAUUACUAAAUGUUUUUGCUGCUGAAUUAGACAAAUUCAAUAAAAGUAGAGUUAACAAUGGCGAUUUGUUUACUGCCUUGGCCAAGACUAUGGGAAGAAUCAGAGGUGCUUAUGCUUGUGUUGCCAUGUUGGCCGGAUAUGGUAUUAUUGGGUUUAGAGACCCCAAUGGUAUUAGACCUUUGUUAAUUGGGGAAAGAGUAAAUCAAGAUGAAACAAAAGAUUUUAUGUUAGCCUCUGAAUCAGUUGUUUUGAAGGCACAUGGUUUCAAAAAAUUCCGUGAUUUGAAACCUGGUGAAGCUGUGAUUAUAAAGAAAACUGGUGAACCUGAGUUUAACCAAGCUGUCAGCCCCAAAAUUUUUGCGCCAGAUAUUUUUGAGUAUGUUUAUUUCGCCAGGCCAGAUUCUGUAUUAGAUGGCAAAUCCGUAUAUCGAUCAAGAAUCGAAAUGGGUAUGAAGUUGGCCAAAAAGAUUCAAAAAACCAUGCAAGGUGAAGAUGAGAUUGAUGUUGUGAUACCAGUGCCCGAUACAGCGAGGACAAGUGCCUUUCAAUGUUCAGUGUCUCUUGGUGUUCCAUAUAGAGAAGGAUUUGUUAAGAAUAGAUACAUUGGAAGGACGUUUAUUAUGCCGAAUCAACAAGAACGAAGAUCAUCAGUGCGCAGGAAAUUGAAUGCCAUGGACUCAGAAUUUGAGGGAAGAAAUGUUUUGUUGGUUGAUGAUUCUAUAGUUAGAGGUACCACUUCAAAAGAGAUUGUGGCAAUGGCCAGAGAAGCGGGAGCCAAAAAGGUGUUUUUUGCCUCAUGCUCGCCACCAAUUAGAUUCAAUCACAUUUAUGGUAUCGACUUAGCCGACACCAAAGCCCUUGUUGGAUUCAAUAGAUCCGUAGAGGAAAUUUCACAAAUUAUUGGAGCAGAUAAAGUGAUAUAUCAAGAUUUAGAAGACCUCGUUGAAUGUUGUAAAACUGGACAGGUUGACGAAUUCGAAGUUGGCGUUUUUACUGGGAAUUACAUUACGGGUGUUGAAGAUGAUUAUAUCCAAGAGUUGGAAAAGAUUAGAGCUCAAAAUCAAAGAAUAGAGGAAUUUCAAAAAAGCGGUGGUCAGAAUGGGUUUAGUGUUGACGCAUGUAUCGAUCAAGGUGAUUUGAUCGAUGUUAAAGCAGAUGUUGAUAUUAGUAUUUAUAAUGGAGGCGACCAUUGA
Messenger RNA from Lodderomyces oxycetoniae, 1593 nucleotides. RefSeq names its product amidophosphoribosyltransferase (gene ADE4). Lineage: Eukaryota; Fungi; Ascomycota; Pichiomycetes; Serinales; Debaryomycetaceae. The transcript has a single exon. The record is from RefSeq and is a predicted model, not a curated record. Gene Ontology annotation, biological process: purine nucleotide biosynthetic process; purine nucleobase biosynthetic process. Bases 1 to 1593 code for a protein of 530 amino acids. Gene Ontology annotation, cellular component: cytoplasm. Gene Ontology annotation, molecular function: amidophosphoribosyltransferase activity.